Strongylocentrotus purpuratus (purple sea urchin) is the source of this 920-nucleotide messenger RNA. RefSeq names its product aqualysin-1-like. Bases 276 to 920 code for a protein of 214 amino acids. Gene Ontology annotation, molecular function: serine-type endopeptidase activity. NCBI's taxonomy places the organism in Eukaryota, Metazoa, Echinodermata, Echinoidea, Camarodonta, Strongylocentrotidae. The record is from RefSeq and is a predicted model, not a curated record. The transcript has 4 exons. Gene Ontology annotation, biological process: proteolysis.
CGACGACGAAAAUAACGCCAAUGGUGUUGAUGAUCAUGAAGAUGACGUUAGAGAUAUGGUCAGCUUGUGUGAAAUGCGAUGAUAAGAAUAAUAUGACGGCGAUGAUAAUAGUCAACAAUUUAUUCUGUUCAUGUCAGCCUAUGCUUUACCUUAAUUUUAGAGUAUUAAAAUCCUCUUAAUGAUAAAAAGAAGGGUGAAAUCAGUUACAGGAUACCAUUUUGCUUACAGCUAUAGAUUCAACGUUCUUUUGAACGCUAGAAAGCUUCUUAAACGCAAUGUUUUAUAUUGAAUUAAUGCACUAUUCCUUUUUACAGGUACGUCGACUGCCGGAUGUCGAAUACGUGGAGCAAGAUGGUGUAGUUCGAGCCAUGAAUGUUGGAUCUUGGGGACUUGAUAGAGUAGACCAACGCUACCUACCCCUUGACAAUAGCUACACACCUUCUGGUAGAUAUAGUUCUAUCUCUACUGGAGGGGAUGUUGUCGUCUACGUCAUAGAUACAGGUGUAAACCAAGAUCACGUUGACUUUGAAGGUCGUGCGACCCAUGCCUGGACAUACACGGGCGGCACAGCUGAGGAUUGUCAGGGCCAUGGGACCCACUGUGCUGGUAUUGUUGGUUCCAAGACGUAUGGCGUAGCCACGGAAGUCCAGAUCAAAGGAGUUAAAGUACUCAACUGCUAUGGUAGUGGAUCAUACUCCAACAUGAUUGCAGUGGGUGUAGACUCAGUUGGUCGAGCUGCCGUCGCCUCCAUGUCUGUAGGAGGGGGCGCCUCCACCAGUCUCGAUACGGCCAUCAGGGAGCUGGUGUCAAGCGGUGUACCCGUAGUCGUAGCUGCGGGAAACAGCAAUGCCGAUGCCUGCAAUUACUCUCCUGCCAGGGAACCUUCGGUAGGGUUUGUUCUCUUGUAUACAGUAGCGUAG